UAUCAAUCACAGAAACCUAUUGCUCUUCAAUAUUUGAGACUUUAUUCGACAUUUUUUGGAAAACUUUCUCGACAAACGCUAUGGAACAGGGCAACAAAGGGCGAGCCACCAGUGCCCCCUAUAGUCUUAGAAGGCAGGUUGUACCAUCUAGGCGUUUUGAGGAUUUUUAUCUGGAGAGACAACCCCUCUCUAAGAAAAAAGAUCUUCAGACUGGGGAGAAGUUGACCUGGAAGACUGUAGAAGGCUCUGCCUCCAGCUCUUCCCAGAGUCCUCUCCCUAUGCCCAUUGUUUCUGGAGAGAUCCUAAGCUGUGGAGACAAUUCUUCGGCUCUGCCUCUGCAUUACCCUGGAUCCUCACUGCCAGCUAAGGAUGGAUGUGAGAGCCCCUGCAAGGUCUCUGGACUCACCCUGUCCACUGCUCCAGAGGCUUCUGAGCGUGUGGGUCGCAGGAAGAAACAGGCCAAGCCUUGCCGAGUGGUGCCUUGCAAAGAUCAGGCUGAACAAGGCCUGGGAAUCUCCAAUGGGCCCCUGGUGAUCAAGCUGUGCACUCCUGAGCAGAAGACUGGGGCGUCUCUGGCUUCAGUCUGCAAGAGCUCCAGUAAGAGUCACAGAGAACCUCAACUGAGUUCUCAAGCUCUGAUGGGCUCCACACCACAGGCUCCUAUGCUGAAAAAAGCACCACAGAAAAAGGUGGCACCACAGGGAAACCAUCAAAAAUCCAACGACCUGAAGCAGAGGCUGGAGAUAGCAGCCAUACUGCUGAAACUUGCACAGCAAGUCCCUGACUUGGUCCCAGAGGUUGGGUGCACUAUCAACUUCCAGCAGCAACUUCAGCUGAUAAAGAAAUGCAGCUCCAAAGGGAACCAAAAAGGAACCUCUGUGAAGGCACGUGCUCAUAAAGAGGUGACCUGUGACCAUAAUGGAUACUGCAAGAAGUACCACUCCACGGAGACACAUGGCCAGAAGAGAAAGUAUCUCAGCUCUCUGGACUCUGGCCCAGUGAUGGGACCUGAGUGGACAGCAGCUAGGGAUAGGGAGGACAUGUUCUUUCCCCACUUGGACGAUUCCUCUCUCAUGGCAGAGGCCAAAGAGAGGAAAAGGAGGGAGAUGGCUCAGGAGAGCAGCUUGCAGCAAAUGGCCGAGCCCGUGGAGGAGAGAAACAUCAAAAACGCUGCUGUUCUCCCAGACCUCCGGCCGCUGCCGCCUGUGGCCCCCUCCUCGGCCCAGAGCAGCUCCCUUCUCUGCGCAGCCCUGAGUGAGCCACUUCUGAUCCACGGCCACUCUGUGGAGGACUACCAGGCCAUCUACCAUGCGGUGGUGGACCCCAUGCUGAAGACCAAGUCUGGGAACGCCCGCCAAUACAACCUCGGGAUGGGCCGCGCCAUCAAGCAGCGCCUGUGGGAGAGGAUGUCCUGCCCCACCUUAGUGGAGACAGUGGACGUAGAUGGUCGAGUGCACAUCACCGAGUCCUUCAGCACCCCCACCCUGAAGUCCUACGCUCCACAGAUUGACGUGGACAUCAGUGGGGAGCCCCUGCCCGGACAGCCAAAGAGCAAGAGGGCCAGGCGCUGACUUCGUGACAUAGUCAGCAUUGACCGUCUACUGGUCACUGCCCCUAUCGUGUGCCCAGUGCUCCGGGGACUUUUAAAAAUAAAAAUCAAUUUUAUACAUUUUAAAAAUUGCAUUAAUAAAUAUAUUUAACAUUA
Molecule: messenger RNA, 1705 nt
Organism: Alosa alosa (allis shad)
Lineage: Eukaryota; Metazoa; Chordata; Actinopteri; Clupeiformes; Clupeidae
Exons: 4
Coding region: 81-1571 (496 amino acids)
Source: RefSeq, a predicted model, not a curated record